AUGGCGAUAAAACGAAAGCAAGAUGCUGCGGGGAAUGACCUGCGAUUUCAAACGCAGAGACGCAAGUCAAGGAAAGCGAUACGAAAGGCUCAAAGGAAGUCUGAAAAACAGAAACAUCACCAAAAUAUCAUCCAAUAUAAAGAGAGACUUAAGGGAAAACAAAAGCCAAACAAGCUGCAGGAACAGCAGGUUGAACCAGAAAAGCCUUCAAAACGAAGAUUGUCCAAAACGCAUGACAUGCCCCAAUCAAGAAUUCUGGAAGAAAAAACCGAAGAACAACGUGAAAUAGAAUAUCUAGAAAGACAGCUGUUGAAAAAUAGAAAAGGCGCUGCAAAAACUGCUGAUGUAUUCCAAACACUCAGAAAAGAAUUUGUAAACGAUGGAUUCGAUGAUGAAUUUCUCGAUUUCUUAUCAAAUAUAUCACAUAUGGCCGAAAAAGGUAAACGGAUAUCAAAAAAAUCUGGGAAUUCGAAAACUUACCCAGGCAACCUAAUGGAACAAAGUGAUGAGGAUGAUGAUGACGACAUUGACGAAGAGGAAAUCGAAGGUGAUGACGAGGAUGGUGAAGAGGAAGAUGAGGAGGAAGAAGUAGUUGAAGAGGAGGUGGAGGAAGAAGAGGACGACGACGACGAAGAAGAAGAAGAAGAAGAAGAAGAUUAUGAUCAUGAUGAUGAUGAAGAAGUGGACAGUGAAGAUGCUAUGCCGACAGUUAAGAGAGUUAGGUUUAACCUGGAUGGAGAAGAAAAACCUAAAGGCACUACCAGGAUGAAGGAAAAAGUCAAGGAUGCCAAGCCUCUAAAAAUUGAUAAAAAUACCAUAGAAGCUAUGAAAAGAAGACAAAUGGGACUAAUCAAUCGUAUAUCCGAAGGAAACUUUACGCUAGUUGUCAAGGAAGUUAUUGACAUAUAUACUAAAAUGCACUCGAGUGGGUCUGAACAACAAAGCAAAACACAUGUACUCGCUGUUGAAGAACUUAUCCGAGAUUUAUCGGAAUGCACAGUGAAGCUCAUUAUACAAAAUGAAAAUACUGUUAUCAGCCUAGUCGCAAUACAUACAGCCCUUAUAUGCGCUCUAUGCAACACCGUAGGGAUGAACCUGGGAUACGUAUACUGUCACAAGCUACUCAAAACUAUUGAUAAAGCACUACCUAUAUUGUUCGAAAACAGAGAUGGAAAGGAGUUAUCAGAAGCCAAACAAAUGGCAAGAAACAGUAUUAUGUCAUUCGCCGUAAUAUCGCACUUAGACAUGUUGGAUUCGGAUAUUGUCUUCCACCUCUUCAAAAUUAUGUCAACACAAGAAAUUACAGAACAUAUCGCACAAAUACUCAUGGUAUUGCUAAGAUAUACAGGACAUAAAAUCAAGACUGAAAAUCCUACAUCAUUCCACAAUAUUAUAGAACAUCUCAACAAAAUGCUAGAUCAAUAUAAAGAAUCGCACGGGGAUAUUACUCAAAGUAGACUUAGGUUCUUCCAACAGGAAAUAGAAUCAUUCAAGCUCUCAAAAGAGAAAAAACCUCUAGAAACUUUCGAUUUCCUAAAAACUAUUAUCAAACGAGAUUUCAGGUAUCGUGGAGGAGCAACUAAUCCGCAGAUUAGCCACCAAACACUGUUGAAAUUUACAAAAACAUAUGAUGCGGGGAAGACUAAUUCACACGAAAUACUUCAAAAAUUGGAUGUUGCCACCCAAAUAGCUAUCAAAAGUGUAAAGGAUGACGAUCCGAAUUCAACGGAUGCACUACUACAAAAAGCAGCUGCGCUAAGGCUAUACUCUAAUUGUCAAAAGUCAACAUUUGUUGCAAUCAUGGGAGCCAUCAGUCCUCAACAUGCUGUCGAAAGAAUUAUGGACCUAGGCGUCAAACCUACGCAGCAAAACGAAGUUCUAUAUACCAUCGUACACUCUUUAAUGAGUGAAAAGUUUUACAACGAGUACUACACCGAAGUGGUCAAAAAUCUUGCGAGACUGCCAUCAACCACUGGAAAAAGGUUCACAAGAGCGAGCGUAUGUACUCUAAUCGCAAUCAUAGAGCAUCUACAUGAAAAGAAGCCACGAAAGUGUGACCAUCUGGGAAAGUUCUUUGGUGACUUCGUUACAUCCAAAAUCCUGGAACUCAGGCUACUGAGGUUCAUAAAGAAGGAACAGGCCGAUAACGAGUCCGUAGAAGCGUUCAUCAGGAGCCUGUUCGCCUACUUAGUGGAAAAGACGCCAGUGGAAAACGAAGAACAUGUCAUAGAGCAACUCAUGCAACUGACUAAUGAGGACAUCUUCGAGGUGUUGUGCGAGGCGUGGUCAGAGUACCUGGAACAACACUGCGAAAAGGCACUGCCAAUAAAAGGCAGAAAAGUCAUGAUGGAAGCAUGUAGACGUAUAUUCAGUUUGAACACGGAUGAAUAA
This is a messenger RNA of Babesia sp. Xinjiang, 2391 nucleotides long. RefSeq names its product Suppressor of glycerol defect protein 1 (gene sgd1). The transcript is spliced from 8 exons. Lineage: Eukaryota; Apicomplexa; Aconoidasida; Piroplasmida; Babesiidae. Gene Ontology annotation, molecular function: RNA binding. Bases 1 to 2391 code for a protein of 796 amino acids. The record is from RefSeq and is a predicted model, not a curated record. Gene Ontology annotation, cellular component: nucleolus. Gene Ontology annotation, biological process: ribosomal small subunit biogenesis.